AUGACGUCGCAUCGCAAGUCAAGGUCCCCGUCGACCCCUUCUGAGGGUGAGAUCAUCGAAUCGGGUUCAGAGAUGAAGGCAACUGCGUCAAAACCUCCUCUUAAUGGCACCAGCGUUGACCGUCCCCCCAGAGCUAGUUCACCCUUUGCAUCACUGAAAGGCAGUGGAUCGCCCCGUCGACAGAAGUCAUGGACCAGGUCGCGCUCGAGAUCCGGAUCUCGCUCGCCAUACCGGGAUAACAGAGGCAACAAGCGCAGGCGCAACGAUGACUAUGAUCAGUACGAGAGCCGAUCCUCCCGCCAGGAACCGUCGCGACGUUACGGGUCGAGAUACGAUGACAGACAGGAUGACCGGGGUGCUCCCUCCCGCCGACCACGAUCUUACUACGACUACGAUCGCGAGGAAAGCUAUGGAGGAGGUCUGAGUUAUACCGAUGACUAUGAUCAGCGCAAAGACAAGCGACAGCGAACCCGAAGCCGAUCUCCGUAUCGCCACGGGAGAAAGCCCAAGCAGUACGAUGAUCUGGAACCCAGGGAGAGCUCCAUGUCUCAGGCAGGUAGCAAGGGACGUGGGUCAUCGGAAAAUGUAGUGAGCGAACAUGGAAAGACUCAGGCUGGUGCGCGGGACUCCAAACUGGGUGCUGAAACACAAAAGAAUCAGGUGCAGCGGACUCUUCCGAGACGCGCUCAUUUUGCCGACGAUGUCGAUGAACCUUCUACAUCAGAAGCUGUUGAAGAAUCGCAACCAGAACCUGUCGAUGAAGCUGCUGCUCUUGAAGCUCGCCGUAAACGUCGCGAGGCAAUCCGGGCGAAAUACCGAAGCCAGGCGUCCCCUCUGCAUCUCCAAGCCCCGCAAGUUGAUACAGAUUCAUCUACCCCAGGUUCGACACCGGUUACUGAACUCGCGGGUGCGCAAGAUACGACAGAUUCCUCUCGGUUGUCUCCAUCUCAACCCUCUAACGAGCAGCCAGGUGAAACAUUUCCAGAUUUCAGGAUUGGCAAAGACACGGAUCUCAUCAACCAUGAUGCACCCAUGGAAGGGUCUGAGAAAGACGAACCCUCUGCCGCAGACUAUGAUCCGACAUUUGAUAUGAAAGAGGAGAGACAAAAGCAUGGUGUUCAGAACUCCAAGGAUGAUGUCUCAUCCGCGGCAUAUGAUGAAACGCAGGCCACCAAACAAGACAUCCUCAUACCGGAUACUCCACAGCAACCUCCUCAAUCUAAGGCGAAAACCCCUUAUGAUAUGUUCGCGGAGGACGAUGAUGAUGAUAUGUUUGCUGAGGAAAAAGACGAUCAUCCAGCACACGCAUCAGCAACAGCUGUUCCGCAGGCUCAAGAACUCGAUAUCAGCAUGAUGGACAACUGGGACGACCCCGAAGGUUAUUACAAUACCCGACUUGGCGAGCUGAUCAAUGGUCGCUAUCAUGUGAAGCAGGUGCUGGGCAAGGGUAUGUUUUCAUCUGUUGUACGAGCUUUGGACGAGAAGACCGGACAAUUGGUUGCUGUCAAGAUCAUCCGUCAGAACGACACCAUGCGCAAGGCCGGUAUGAAGGAGAUCGGAAUCCUAGAACAGCUUCAUGAAGCCGACCCAGAGGACAAGAAGCAUGUCAUCAAAUUCGAGCGGUACUUCGAUCACAAGGGCCAUUUGUGCAUGGUAUUCGAGAAUCUCAGCAUGAAUCUUCGUGAACUGCUCAAGAAAUACGGCCGUGAUGUCGGACUGAACUUGCACGCCAUCCGCGCCUACGCCCAACAGAUUUUCCUUGGCUUGAGCCUUCUCCGCAAGUGUAACAUCUUGCACGCCGAUCUAAAGCCCGAUAACCUCCUUGUGAACGAAAAUCGCAACCUGCUCAAGGUCUGCGAUUUAGGUUCUGCAUCCUCCGCCUCCGACAACGAAAUCACUCCCUACCUCGUCAGUCGUUUCUACCGUGCCCCUGAAGUCAUGCUAGGUAUUCCCUUUGACUACGCCAUCGACGUUUGGUCUAUCGGCUGCACACUCUUCGAACUAUACACAGGCAAGAUCCUCUUCACGGGCCGAAACAACAACCAAAUGCUACGCGCAAUCAUGGAAUGCCGCGGUAAAUAUCCGCCCAAGCUCCUGCGCCGCGGAUCUCUCGCCCACAUGCAUUUUGACGACAUGCUCAACUUCCACAGUAUAGAGGAAGACAGAAUCACCGGUCGUCCCGUGACCCGCAUUAUGGAUUUCAAGAAGCCCGAGCGCGACUUGAAGACCCGGUUGAUGGGUAAGGGGACGCGCGGCAUGGCUGAUAGUGAUGCGAAGGAUUUGACGCUGUUUGUGGACUUCCUUGAUCGGUGUCUGACUCUUAAUCCUGAGAAGCGGUGCACUCCUGCGGAUGCGUUGAAACAUCCUUUCUUGACACGGAAGUAG
This is a messenger RNA of Penicillium atrosanguineum, 2385 nucleotides long. Its product is annotated as putative serine/threonine protein kinase (Prp4). Bases 1 to 2385 code for a protein of 794 amino acids. Gene Ontology annotation, molecular function: ATP binding; protein serine/threonine kinase activity. Gene Ontology annotation, biological process: peptidyl-threonine phosphorylation; peptidyl-serine phosphorylation; mRNA cis splicing, via spliceosome. The record is from RefSeq and is a predicted model, not a curated record. The transcript is spliced from 3 exons. Lineage: Eukaryota; Fungi; Ascomycota; Eurotiomycetes; Eurotiales; Aspergillaceae.